CAUACACUAACUAUACUACCAUUGCGGAGAAAGACCUGCAGGGUCCCAGCCCAACGGAUGGCUCCGAAGGGGAACCCGACUUGCCCCGGUGCCAGAAGCCGAAGCCGGCCUGCGUCUGCCGAGCCCGAGGCAUCGUCACGCGUAUUCCAAGUCAUACAUGUAGAAGUCACUUGCCCACCUUGACUCGUUUUCCUACGGUAAAUACUCGCAAACACACCACCAUGUUUAGUCUAAGCACCAGACGGUCCGCCGUCGCCCGCUCCAAACACCUCUCCAGCACCACCACUCUCCUCAACCGCACAACAACACCGCCUCCCGCCCAAUCCUUACUCGCAUAUCGAGACUUCCACGCCAGUCGCCGCAAUGCAGCCUUCAGUCCCACCUGGAUGCCCAAGCGCGUCAAGACCCCGUGGAUCGACGCCUUGACCCAGAGUCGCGAGGCGGCGCAGCAGAAGCACGGUGAUGCGCCCGCCGCGGCGGUGCAACCGGAUCUGACGCCGAGGAGGAUGGCGGAUAGUCAUUUCAAGGCUGUACGUAUCAUCAGCUGGCAGAUAGCCCAGUUCUGUGGGCGGGAGUCAAGUCAUACUAUGACUCGGAGCUGAUUUUCUCUUUGAUGGCGUAGAUUCUGCCGCUGGCGCAGGAUAAGUGGUUGCUGGAUACUUAUCUGAACGCUUCGGGGCAUAUUCGGUAAGUGAAUCACUGAUUCAAGA
Molecule: messenger RNA, 710 nt
Organism: Aspergillus saccharolyticus JOP 1030-1
Lineage: Eukaryota; Fungi; Ascomycota; Eurotiomycetes; Eurotiales; Aspergillaceae
Exons: 1
Coding region: 222-602 (126 amino acids)
Source: RefSeq, a predicted model, not a curated record